UAAGCAUAACAGGAAAUUUUACUUGUAGGAAGAUACUGAGUGUCGUGAUGCCGUUAAGACGUACUGCACUAUCCGGAACACAGCUACUGAUGUUGUGAAGACUUGUUUGUCUGCCGAUACAUCUCGUCAAGAAGUACUGCACAUCUAGAACACAGCUGCUGAUGUUGCGAAGGCUUGUUUGUCUGUCGAUACAUCUCGUCAAGACCUACUGCACUGUCCGGAACACAGCUGCUGAUGUUGCGAAGGCUUGUUUGUCUGUCGAUACAUCUCGUCAAGACCUACUGCACUGUCCGGAACACAGCUGUUGAUGUUGUGAAUACUUGUUUGUCUGUCGAUACAUCUCGUCAAUACGUACUGCACUAUCUGGAGCACAACUGCUGAUGUUGUGAAGACUUGCUUGUCUGUCGAUAGAUCACUUCCAAGACCUACUGCUCUGUCUAGAACACAGCUGCUAAUGUUGUAAACACUUGUUUGUCUGUUGAGACAAUUUGUGAAGACAGUCUGUUGAGACAAUUUGUGAAGACAUAAAAGGUAAAAAGUGUUUGGUUUGAAUAAAAACACAAGUCAGACAUGAAAAAGUGAUGAAUAUUUUGCUUGGAUGUACUGUACCGUUUCUUGAACUCCUAUAGUUGUAAACAACUACAUUGUGCUGCCAUCUCGUGGCUAGCCUCAUGAACGAUUCCAAAUCGACUCCAGAUCUGAAUGGAGUUGGAUAUGUGGGAGGAUCCGGAGUGACACAAGAACAGAUGGGGGACCUCACUAAUAACGUCAAUAACUCCAUUAUAUCAUCUGUGAGUCAGGAACAAAACGUGCAUUUUCAACAGCAGCUGCUACAGCUUAAACAACAACAGCACAUUCAACAACAGUUACUGUUACAACACUUCCAACAACAGCAACAGCAGCUAGCAGAACAGUAUGAGCAACAGGUUCAGGAAAAGAUUAAGGAGUAUAUAGAACAGCAAAAGAGGGACGAGGAACAAAAACUUGAAAAACAGAAAAAAGAUCACGAAAAAUUGGAAUCCUUGAAGAAGAAGGAAAAACAUGAACAGAGUGCUGUAGCCUCAUCAGAAGUUAAACAGCGACUCCAGGAGUUUGUGCUCAGUAAACGACAGAGAGAAGCUGCGAUUAGUAACUCUCCACCUAAUUUGCAUAACUGGCAUCCUCUUCUCGGCAAGUAUGACGACGACUUUCCGCUGCGGAAAACAGCAUCCGAGCCCAACCUUAAGGUCCGUUCUGUGUUGAAGCAGAAGGUAAUAGACAGACGCAGUAGUCCUUUGCUAAGACGCAAAGAUAAAGGGCCAAUCCCUGCGAAGAGGAGACCUCCUCUUGCAAACGGAAGUAAUAGUAAACCUGAUUCUGGUCCAGGAUCGCCAUCAGAGGGAGCAAAUAUUCAUUCCCUCCAGUCUAGUAACGGCAGCACUCCGAUUCGAGAGGAGCCAGGUCCACCUUAUAUAUUAGGUCAGAAUAGUGAGAUUGCGCUCUAUUCGUCUCCUUCCAUGCCGAAUAUAACUCUGGGACGUCCACCUGUACCAACCAGUAACUCCAAUGAAGGGAAGGGAUUGUCAUCUGUGUCUGAAGCUCAGGUUCGAGCCAUGGCUGCAGCAAGAUUGGGUGUACCUCUUACAUCACAUAUGCUACACUCCUCUCUUCCUUUUUAUCCCUCCUUACCAGUGAUUGAUGGAGAGUUCACUCCUCCAACAAGUCCUAGUUAUAUUCAGCAACACAGAAAAACCUUAGAACAAGCCAGAAGCUCAGGGCAUGUCCCUCAGAUUUGUGGCACUCCCUCCAUCAUUCCUGGGAUGUAUAUGCCCAGCAAUGUAAUCACAGAUGCUCAAGUGGCUCAGGCACGCUUACACAGGAACAUACACAGACCUCUUGGCAGGACACAAUCAGCUCCACUCCCUUUGGGACACCCUAUGUUACAACCCCAAGGAAUCAUCUUAUCUCCUCAGCAGAAUGAGCAUUUUUUUAGAAAACAACAUUUGUAUGAUCAGCAGCUACAUAAUGUGUUAAAGCAACACAUUCGUCAAACAGUGCUAACCAGAGCAAGCAGCAAGAAUCAAGUGGAAAAUGUUGAGGAGGAGACAGAAGCUGCUGUUGCCCAAGAAAUGAAAGAUGCUCCUCUAUCUUCAACAGAAACUCCCACACCAGAAGUUAUUGACCUCACUGAACAUAGAACUAAAGAAGAUGAAGGAGAUAGCGAGCUAGCAAAACAGCAACGUGAUCGAGAAGCAUUCCUUCAACAACAGCGGGAUAUUAUGGCAAAGUCGUCCCUUCAGAUAAGUGAAGGUUCUGCUUUUACCCCACGCCAUCAUAUUGUCAGACCUCUGUUACGUGCCCUGUCUAGUCCAUUGGUUACAUUAAGUCCAACAGGAAAUUCUCAAGAAAGUACAAUUCCAGUUUCAGUACACCAUACUUUCACCACAGGUUUGGUUUGUGACAAUCUAAUGUUAAAGCAUCAAUGUAUCUGUGGUGACAACUCUUACCAUCCAGAGCAUGGUGGUCGACUUCAGAGUAUUUGGGCACGACUACAGGAAACUGGGCUGGUUUCUCGAUGUGAGAGGAUACGCUCUAGAAAAGCCAGCUUAGAGGAACUCCAAACCUGCCAUAGUGAAGCAUAUACCAUGUUAUUUGGAACCAAUCCAUUAAACAGGCAUAAGCUUGACAUGAGCAGACUGGACUUGCCAAUCAAAAGCUUUGUGAUGUUGUCAUGUGGAGGAAUUGGAGUUGACUCGGACACAGUAUGGAAUGAGCUACAUACUGCUAGUGCUUCUCGCAUGGCUGCAGGAUGUGUAAUAGAGCUAACUAUGAAAGUAGCUACAGGAGAAAUCAAGAAUGGCUUUGCUGUUGUCCGGCCACCUGGUCACCAUGCUGAACCUCAACAAGCCAUGGGUUUCUGCUUCUUUAAUUCCAUUGCUAUUGCUGCAAAACAAGUGAGACAAAAGUUGAAAUUGGAAAAAAUCAUGAUCAUUGACUGGGAUGUUCAUCAUGGAAAUGGCAUUCAACAGAUAUUUUAUGAUGAUCCUCAUUUUCUCUACAUUUCUCUUCAUCGUCAUGAUGAUGGCAACUUUUUUCCUGGAACUGGUGAUCCUCUAGAGGUGGGAAGUGAAGAUGGAAUAGGGUUUAAUGUUAAUAUUGCCUGGUCAGGUACAUUAAAACCACCAAUGGGAGAUGCUGAGUAUAUUGCUGCAUUUAGGACUGUUGUGAUGCCAAUUGCAAGGGAUUUUGAUCCAGAGAUCAUCCUUGUGGCUGCAGGUUUUGAUGCUUCUUAUGGACACCCUGCACCAUUAGGAGGUUACACUCUUUCUCCUGCCUGUUUUGGCUACAUGACUAAGCAACUAAUGACACUUGCUAAAGGACGAGUUGUUCUUGCUCUAGAAGGAGGAUAUGACCUUCCUUCUAUAUGUGACUGUUCUCAAGAAUGUGUCAUGGCUCUGCUAGGAGAUGAGGGGACACCUUUAUCAAAAGAAGAAAUAACCCGAAAACCUUGCCCUAUUGCCGUGGAAGUUCUCCAGCGAACCAUCAGUGUUCAAGCACUCCAUUGGCCAUGUAUUAAACGUUGGGGACCCACAAUUGGCUAUUCACUCUUGGAAGCUCAAAAAAAGGAAAGGGAAGAGGUGGAUACUGUAGCAGCUCUGGCAUCACUUUCUAUGAAAGUUCCACAGGGGCCUCACAUUCAGAGAGAAGAAGUGAACUGUUCAUCCCAGCAAGCUGAGGAACCAAUGGAGGAAGAUCAAGAUCAUGACAAAUGAAGAAAUAGAUGGCUACUCCUUGAUACACUGGACAUUAGGUCAACACACCAUAGUUGACAUCCUGUAGAAGUCUCACACUGACCUCCACUUGUGCUGUGGAAGUGAAAUCCCACUAGCAAGGGUCAUGAAUAAUGUGUCGCACAAAUUUGGAUGUUGUAGUCAUAGUGCUUGAGCAUUGGACAACCUGCUCACUUUAAAAAUAUAUAUAUACACACACACCACACACACACACACACACAUGUAUAUAUAUAUAUAUAUAUACAUGUCAUAUAUAUGUUUACUUAAGUGAUGAGAAAACUUUAUUGUUGUAGUAUUUUGUGCUUAUCAUGUUAUUAAUGAACUCAUGAGAGAAAAGAAACAUUUUGUGUUUCUGCUGUUCUCAUUUUAGUAUUAGAUGUCACAAGUUGGCAAACAGAAGAUACAGGAGAUUGUUCUGUCAUAUCUAUUGUUCGUAUUUAUUCCUGAGUUUUGUUAGAUAUGUUAAAUGGUAAAAAACAUAUUUCUUAUGACUAGAUAUUAAUUAAUAUAUAUAUAUAUAUAUAUAUUAAAUAUUGACCAAUUAGAUAUAGUAUUUGUUUUUUUAAGUUUCCUUAUCUCUAGAAAAUAAAAGGGUUAAUUACAAGCUCUUCAAAAAUACUUGUAGUUUCAACAUAGAUUUCUCUUAAAACUAGGUCAUCAGGCACAGAUUGUAUAGAACAGGAAGCUAAUUGUUAUUUGUAUGUUUGUGAAUGUUGUUUUCUAGAGUAAUCUUCAGAUUUUUUUAUUUUCCUAAAAACUAUGAAUAUUAUUCAGAAGUAAAUUUAUUAAAUGUUUUUAGUAAAAUUAGAUGUCACAAGAUGUUCGUUAUUUUCUUCUCUACUCUUAUCAACUAGUCACAGAAAACUUUGGCAAGAAGCAUUUAGUAAAACUCAAUCACAUUAUCAUGCUGUAAUUUCUGUGAGAUUUCAAGUCUUUUUUAUAUGUUAUAGAUGGAAUUACAUCAUUGAUUUAAUAUAGCUUGAUACAUUUCAUUCUAUUUUGAGUUACAUCUUAAUGAUAUUAAAGGGUUGUUCAUAUUGUUGACUUAAAAAUAAUUAGUCAAGUUAUGAUUGUUGAUAUUGUAACUUACGUGUUAUGAAUCUUAUGUAACUCAAAUCUGUUUAUAAAUUUAUGAUUCAAGUCAAGUUGUUUCUUUAUCACAUUGUUGAUUUAUAUGUUACUUAUGAAUCAUUAGUGUAGUUAAGCUUUGUGUGUUUGUUCUUAUGUGGCAAAGUUUAACUGUUAAAUAAAAUAUGUAUUAAUCUAUUCAGCUUUCUGAAGAGAUUGAAAUGAUUAUCAUCAUUCUCUUACUUGCUGAUACUUACAGCAUUUUCCAUGAGAUUCAAUGCUUUCAUACGUUUUUGGUAACAACUCAGUUAGAAAUAGGACCAGAUUAUUUUCAGUGGCAUUCUUAUAAAAGCAUUUUGGAUUUUUUGAAAUUGUUGAUCAUUUGUAUUGUAUUGUAAAUAUACGUAAAUAAAUCUCUCCAGUUUCCCUAGUUAUUGUAAAUCACAUAUUGUGUUACAGGAAACUUUUGCUGUAUAGAGGGUUUAGUGGUUUCAUUGUUGUUGUUUUUUUUCACUGUAUUUUGUAACAUUAUAAAGUAGAUACUGCAUGUCUGUACCAACAGCUUUCUAGUCAAAAUGAAGUCUCAAGAAUUUGUUUGGCUUUUUUAAAGUUUCACAAGGUAUAAUGGUCACAAGUGAAGCAUUUAGUCAUUCUGGGCACUCGUUUUCUUUCAUUUACUCAUCAAGCAGUCAAAGUCCCAUUUUUUGGUUUCCAUAAAAAAUGAUAGCAUCAGUACACUUAUUCUGAAAUGUUGUGAACUAAAUCUGUAAAGUAAAUUAUGGUAGAAAAGUGGGGUUGAUUAUAUGUUACUUGCUUUAAAUUUUUGGAUUUUGGUUACCUAUGAACUUUUUUAAGAGGUACCAAUUAGGAAAUGCUACAUUUUUCUUACUUCAGCAGCAAGCUUGAGCUUAUUAUUUAGAUCCUUGGUAGAAAAUAAUAAGUGUAAUAGCAAAACAGCCUCCUCAUCUUUACAAAAUAUGAGAAAUUGCUUAAAGUUUUCCUGCAAUUAAAAAGGUUUACAUAAAUUCUCUAAAUUUAAAAACAUAGUUAAAGAUACUGAAGUUUAGGAUAUUUUGAUUAAAAGGACAGGUGCAAGGCUGAAGUAUCUUUUAUGUGAAUAUGCUCCCUUUUCAGUUUUAUGUUAUUUUUGGGGUCACUGAAGAUCAAAUAGUAAGUAUCAGAUGCUGGAGAAUCUGGAGGCUUUGAAAAAAGAGUUCUUAAAUUGUUGAGUUAUGAAGAAUAUAAAACGUAUUCAAUCUAGGUUAUUUUCUGUGUACUUUCUGCAUAUUACGUGAACUAUGAUCUCAUCACUUUGCUCAUUCCUUUGUUUUAAAGUUGUCAAGAUUAUAAAGACACCUUGCAUACUUUGUAUUAACAUCUACACUAUUUGGGCUUUUUUUAUUACAAGUUACAUUCUUUAUGAUAUUAUAGUGUAGUAAUUUGGACUAAAACAAGCAAGCACAGUGUGUGUUUUCAAAAACUGCUUGGAUUUCAACAUGUUUCCAUUACUUGUUGAUAAAACAUUUUGAAGUGUUUUGGUUAUUCACAGAAACUUUGCAUUGAUUUCCUUCAGAAAAUAAUACUUUGGUUUUUGUUAAUUUGAAUUUCUUAGAAGCUCACAACUAUACUGCAGCAAAACUGAACUUACUGUAACUCUUGGAGAAGACAAACUGAAGAAAUAAAAAUUGUUCAUUUUUCUGAUGAAACAUUGUAUAAUCUAAACAGAUCCAACAUUGUUUUGAUAGGUCUUAUUCAAUUUUAUGAAAUGUUUUCUUUCUAUCUAGGUAUUCACUAAAAUGAACUGGUUACAUUGUGUUGUUAUACCUUCAGCAUCUGACUACAGUCAUUUGAGGAGGAAAUUGGUUUCUACCAGUUGUAGUUAAUUGUGAUUGGACAUGGUAACAGUAAAAUGCGUUGUACUUUUAUAUUAUGCAACAAAAUGUUAUUAUAUUAAAAAAAGAACAAAUUUUAUUUUACAAAUGAGUAGGAAAAAUAUUUAAUUUUAUAUAGUUUAUCAUAGUGUUUGUUUUUACAUUUGAAAAUAUUUAAAGAUUUCAUGCAAUGGGACUGUUGUAAUCUAAGUAAGAAUUCUAAACUUCGAAUAGUUAAAUUGAUUCUUAAAACCUAAUGACCAUAUUUUGAAUACUUGAAUUUAUGACAGUCAAAGUUUCUAGUGAUGGAUGGCCCAUAGAGGGAAUGGAAAGUGAAAGUAUGCUCAUAAUGUAAUAAGUCAAUUAUCAUGCAUUUACAAAUAUAUACAAUAAUGUCUUAAUAACUUAGAGCAUAACUAAACUUCUAAAGUUUGAUACAAAUUCCAACAAUAGUCUGUCCUACCUUACUUGUACAUAGCUGUUUAUAGAAAAAAAAAACACCAUUAAUGCUGUUCAUUUUCCCUUUUUAUGGACCACCCCGUAUAAGUACGUUUACUUUUCGUUAUUCAUAAAACACAGUUUGAUUAUUAUUAGAUAUCAAAGUAACUCAUCAAGUGUGUUUUGUUUUAUUUCUAAUUACAUGAAAUUAUCUCUUCAGGUUGUAUAGAUUAUAUUGAUCAAUAAUGUAAACUGUUACAUUCAAUGUGACUUUAAACUUAUUUUAUUGUAGUUUUCACAUGGUAUUGUUAUACGUGUGCUCUCUCCUGUGAGCCAUUUCUUCGGUAUGUUUUCCUAAAUUAUAUUUCUGGCUACUUUUGUUGAUAGUAAAAUAUACAUUUUUCUGGUAUUUAGUGCAAUAAUAGGAAAGUAAUUAUGAAUAUUUUCCCAUGCUAAGUAAUUGUUGAACAUAUUUAUCUUGUAAUAUUCUUUACUUAAAAGAAAGUGUGACUAGUUUUGAGAAAAAGUAAAUAUGUGACUUAUGGGAAGCACAGAACAUCAGUGAGGUAGCAAUGGCCACUUUGCAAACUGACAGAUUAUCUUUCAUUAAAAAGUUAACUGAAUACUUUGUAAAACAUUGUAGUUGUUUUUACUGGAUUUUUCAUUGAAAGGAUCUUUGAAUAGCAAGCAUAAUUUCAUAAUGAACCCUUUCGUAUCAUAAGGGUUCAUUUCUUAUACUGAGGUGAUCAAGGUUUGACUUUGUUUUUUGUUGGUAGUGUUAAGGCUUGUAUAACGAGGAGUACCUGAAACUUUUGAUUUCAUUUUAAUGUAAAAAUGCUUUAAGUCACUCCAUAUGAAUCUUGUGUAUUUGGUAUUCUCAAAUGUAAGUUGUUAUUAUGAGUGUUAAUCAAGUUUUUGACAGCUCUUGGUGUUUGAAAAAUUAAGAUUUACAGGAAUUCAUAAGAUUGGACACUUAACUUUUUUUUUCCUCCUAUACAUAUGACUUUUUUUUUUGAAGAAGCGUAUGAUACAUUGUGUACAAUUAUUGGGAUUAUAUGCUACUUAAUUUUUCUGGGUCCUAAUGUAAUACUUUUUAACAUGAUCAUGAAAUAUUUAAUUUUGUGUAACAUUUUGUAUGGUGAAAAUAAAUGUGAACAUUGCUGCUGUAUACCUGUA
Limulus polyphemus (Atlantic horseshoe crab) is the source of this 8323-nucleotide messenger RNA. RefSeq names its product histone deacetylase 4-like. Gene Ontology annotation, cellular component: histone deacetylase complex. Gene Ontology annotation, biological process: negative regulation of transcription by RNA polymerase II; chromatin organization. Gene Ontology annotation, molecular function: histone deacetylase activity. The transcript is spliced from 27 exons. Lineage: Eukaryota; Metazoa; Arthropoda; Merostomata; Xiphosura; Limulidae. The coding region runs from base 672 to 3752 and encodes 1026 amino acids. The record is from RefSeq and is a predicted model, not a curated record.